Messenger RNA from Diorhabda sublineata, 2248 nucleotides. RefSeq names its product SANT and BTB domain regulator of class switch recombination. The coding region runs from base 1 to 2187 and encodes 728 amino acids. The transcript is spliced from 9 exons. The record is from RefSeq and is a predicted model, not a curated record. NCBI's taxonomy places the organism in Eukaryota, Metazoa, Arthropoda, Insecta, Coleoptera, Chrysomelidae.
AUGAAUAUAAAAAUGGAAUCGGAACAAGUGAAACCUUUAAGUACGAAUACCGUAGAAAAAUCAAAGUUUAAAGCGGACACGGUACCAGUUUCCGAGAUUUCUAUUAAAGAAUUCCUUAAUUUUUUAAGGACAGCUUAUCAGGUUCAAGAUAGCAUCGAAAAUAUUUUGACUGCGAAUGGUAUGUCAGAUGCCAUAGAAUGGCUAAAGAGAAAAGAAACUCUUAUGUUACUAAAUCAAAACAGCGUCAGCUGUCAAACUACUAUCGAUAUAAAUGGCGAUGGAGAUAAAAAAGAAAUUUGUCGGAAAAAAAGUGCAGCAUCCCUAUGCGCCGGAGAUUGCGAACCCCUUAAACGAAAACUCAGUGAGGUAAUCUCCGAAGGCCUUCUGGAUUCUGUAUUACCUUACUUGGUUCAUCCGACUAGUUCAAAAAAGAGUGUAGUAUCAGUAAAAAUGAACGAAAAAGCAGAAAAACCAGCAACCAGUCAAUCUUCUACAACGUCAGUACCGCAAAGCGAAAAAACCUUAUCCCGAAGAAGAUCUAGCGAUCCCAUUCUUAAGCCUAUUACUAAUAAAACGGAAUCCGAAGUCGAAAUUAAUGUUUGCGAUGAACUAAAGUCCGCCAAAAAAACUUUUUACUGUAAUCAAAAUUUGCUGGUUUCAAAAAUGGGAUAUUUCGCCACAGUGACGCAAGGACAACGUUUAGAAGACAUGGAUAUAUCUGUACAUUGCGACAUCGGGAUAUUUGAAUGGUUAAUGCAGUGGAUAAAAAAAGAUAAUUUACCGAAAGAAGAAUGGCCUCAAUUAGAAUCAAAUUAUGUUGUUCCGAUAUUAGUAUCAGCUGCUUUCCUCGAAAUGGAUACUUUGUUAGAAGAUUGCCUGUUGUUUUGUCACGAACAUAUGAACGAAAUACUCAAAACUAACACCAAUUUAUCGUGUUUAAAUGAUACUGUUCUCACCAGAUUAGCCGCCAUGUAUACUAACGUCGAAGUAGAAGCAAUUAAAGAUAAAAAAGAUAAAAUUCAAUCGAGACUUUUCACCAAACUCAUACAAUCUCUAGCCGAACCGGAGCCAGAAAGCGUUAGAGGUCAUUGGUGUUCUUUAGCGAGAGUAUUUCGAUGUGAAAAAUGUCAAUUGCUUAUUACCCCCGACGUGGCUGCUAAAAUACCUUGUUUACCGCCCUGCAUGCGGCUUCAACCAGACGGAACCAUAAUAAGUUUACAUAUCAGAGAUCCAAAAUGGGAUAUAAACACUUAUAUCGUCAAAUUAUUCAAGAAUUUAAAAUCAUGGAGAAAAGUAUAUUGGAGAUUAUGGGGUGAUGCUCAUUUUCUCUUUUGUUCAACUUGUUUACGAUACUUUCCAUCUAAUCAGAUCGGUUGGUGUCGUUAUCAUCCUGAUACUCCACAAUUUUUCACUUUGGACGCCCAAAGAGCACCACUACCUAUAGGAAGGUUCCCAUGUUGUGGAGAAAGGGCUUAUAGGUUUCAGCUACUUGAAAAUUUUAAUGGUUGUAACUGUAGACAACAUACGGUACUUGCCGAAGAUGUUAAAGACACUGCAGUAUUUGCAAUGUUAGAAACUUAUAGACAUUUAAUUGAAGAAGAACCUCCUCAAUUAUUAUUUCCCGAAAAACUUACAAGACUCGUAGCAAGAGACCCUAAUGUUUCUGACAAAAAAUUCGUAUGUAAGAAAGUUUUCUGGUGGGACGGUUUCGAAAUAAUACCGCCUCGACCAAAGCUAGGCUUGUUAAGUAAUUUCACAAAUCGUUGUGAUUUCUCACAAGAUACUGAAGAAAGUUCUGGAGAAUAUAGUGAGGAAGAAUCAACGACCUCAGGUUCAUCAGAUACAGAAGGAAGUGCUGAGAGUGACCCUAAACCAAGAUUGAAACCUGUCAAAAGGAAGCCUAAACGCAAACUAGAGACAAGUGUCUGGCAGCCAAAUAUAUCUGCUAGGAGUAAUCAAGACAUUCAACGUGCCUAUGAAGAGAAAACAAUAAGAGAAAUAACGGAAUUUUUGAAUCGAAACAUAAUCAUAGAUACCCUCACCAAAGGAAGAGGGGUUUCUAAAAAUUCAACUCCAGUAGGUGGAAUUUGGGUGAGGUUAGAACAAGAAUGGAAAGAAACAUCACAAAAAAAUAAAACACCAGCAUUAACACUUCCUGGAAAAAAUAGAUUUGCAAGGGGGAAAUAGAAAAGCUGUUGAACAAAAUUCUGUAGUUACUUAGUAGCUAAUAAAAUUGUUUUUAUGCUUA